AUGAAAAAAAAAAUCGUAUACGCGGUACCCCAAACCCCACUCCCAGCUUUCACUUUCCACUUUUCCCCCAACCCUAAUCCCCUAACGGCUAACCCUCUCUGCCACCACCUCACCUCACUCUGUCACAGUGUCACUCCCCCAGCCACCGCCGCCAGCCGCCCGCCGUCGUCUUCUUCGUCUCACCGCCGGACACCUAUUCUGAAGUCUGAAGGAACAGAACAGACCCGCGGCUCCGCUUCGUCCCUGUUUCUCAUCGCCGUCGCCGUUUCCGCGCCGUCGCCCUCGCCGUUGCCUCACCGUUGCUGCGCCGUCGCCCUCGCCGUUGCCUCACUCUUCUGCUCUGUCAAACAGGCACAGAAAACUGCAACAGGAGCAACAAUGAGUAGAAUUGUCAGUGCCAAUGAUCUCACAUCUGGUCCAAAUAUGAACCUACCCUGAAAGCAAAAUUUCUGCAAAAGAAAAGCACUGAAAACAUGAAUUAGUAAGCAUCUCCUAAGUGAUAAAUUGGCCAGAUACAGUAAGUAAUUUAAAUAAUAUGCAGCAAUAUAACUAAAUUUUCCAGUUCAAUAAAUGUUUUGUAACAAACAAAUUACAACAUGAAAAGUACAAGUACAUCUGGACUUGAUUCCCUAGUUGGAUAUUGUGUCUCAGGUGGCCAAAGGAUGCUUGUUUAUGAGUUUGUGCCAAAUAAAACACUUGAGUUUCGUUUGCAUGGUAAGAUAUUUUCCAUUCGUUGCUCCAAAGUUAAAUCUUUAUCUCCUCUUCCCCCCACAUAUAUUAGCACUUUUGAUUUAUGAAGAAUGAUGCAUACAUAGAUAAUGUAGAAUGAAGGACAAAAUUUAAUUUUUCACCUAUAUGGUAUGCAAUUUCCCUUUUCUUCCUAUACAUAGGAUUUACUCCAAUCAUUCUCUAAUAAAUGUGAUGAACUUUAAGUGUACGCAUAUUUUGAGUAGUAUAGCUUCUGUGUGUAAUAAAAUUGUUUUCUUAUGCAGAAUUAUGGUUUAAAAAUUUUGUGGAGUUGAGUUUAAAUAGAUUGGAUUGGUAAUUGAGGUUUAGGACUACACUGUCUUGAGAAUUGGAGACAAAUAGCAAAAGAUAGUGAUGAAUUCUGUGUGAUCUGGUAUAACUAGUAAUAUGUGUUGUAUAUGAUUUAGCAGAUAUAAUUUUACAUAUAUAAUUAGUUUUCUAGUGUCUUGAUGGCAAUGCCGAAGAAACACUACGGAGAUUAAUGAAAUGGUUAUGUGGAUUGUUUGAGGAAAAUGUCUCUUUAGGUGAUUAAGUAUAAUAGGUGUUUAGGAGAUAGUCUUUUUGAGAUUAUGAGUCGUUUGUAAUUUGUCUAAACAAUCCUCCCCUUUGGGUCGAGAUUCCUAACAAUAAUCGAAAAAAAAGUGUGAUAAACUUUCUGUUUAUGACUAUUUUUAGUAUUUUAUAUUUUUUAUUUAUGUGAAACCGGUUUUAUUGGUUCAACCAGCAGUUUAUCGGUUGAACCAAUAAAUCAGUGAACCAAUAACCUGACCGGUUUGAUCACCGGUUCGGUUCUUACAA
Messenger RNA from Arachis duranensis, 1545 nucleotides. RefSeq lists its product as uncharacterized. The record is from RefSeq and is a predicted model, not a curated record. Lineage: Eukaryota; Viridiplantae; Streptophyta; Magnoliopsida; Fabales; Fabaceae. The transcript is spliced from 2 exons. Bases 1 to 438 code for a protein of 145 amino acids.